Lytechinus pictus (painted urchin) is the source of this 2393-nucleotide messenger RNA. RefSeq names its product galactocerebrosidase-like. Gene Ontology annotation, cellular component: lysosome. Lineage: Eukaryota; Metazoa; Echinodermata; Echinoidea; Temnopleuroida; Toxopneustidae. The transcript has 15 exons. Gene Ontology annotation, biological process: galactosylceramide catabolic process. Gene Ontology annotation, molecular function: galactosylceramidase activity. The record is from RefSeq and is a predicted model, not a curated record. Bases 243 to 2234 code for a protein of 663 amino acids.
GGUUUAUCACGUGGUCAUGAGAACUACUAGCACUAGUACUAGCUCUGUAUAGCAGUAAGUUAUCUUUUUAAACCACCGAUUGGUCCGAAAAUGUCGUAUUGAACUCCUCAGAACUUUCUGUCCACGGCCUGAUUACACAUUAUAUUGGGGCUAGAACUACUAACUGAUCUGGAGCCUGGAAUUUAAAGCUGUGGUUCACGUUUUUCUUGACUUUACGCUAAGACGAGUAAGACAAAAGAAGAAUGGAGACGAGUUUUGCAAUCAUCCUCGCACUGACACUCGUAUUCGCUUGUUUGGCGUCAGGUGCAAGUUAUUUUGUGGAUGACAGUGGCGGACUUGGACCUCGAUUCGAUGGUAUCGGAGGAUUGAGCGGUGGAGGAGCCACUUCAAGACUCCUUGUGAGCUAUCCAGAUCCAGAGAGAAGUCAGAUAUUGGAUUAUCUUUUUUCGCCAAACUUUGGUGCAUCCUUGCAUAUGUUAAAGGUUGAGAUUGGAGGAGAUGCUCAGAGCACUGAGGGUACGGAACCAUCUCAUAUGCACUCACCCGAUGAUGAAAACUACCAAAGAGGGUACGAAUGGUGGCUCAUGAAGGAGGCUAAGAAGCGGAAUCCAGAUAUCAAACUGUAUGCCCUGCCAUGGGGCUGGCCAGGAUGGGUCGGAAAUUACACCAACAAUCCUUAUACAGACAUUAAACAAACUAUCAGAUAUAUCAUGAAAUGGCUCCAGGGAGCAAAGAAUGAACAUGGAUUGACCAUAGAUUACCUAGGGAUCUGGAAUGAGAAGGCAUACAAUAUAGAUUAUAUCAAACUAUUGAGACAAACAUUGACUGGUGCUGGCUUUGAGAAUGUGGAGCUUGUUGUAGCAGAUGGAAAGUUUGAGAUCAGCUAUGAUAUAUUGAAAGAUCCUGAAUUGGCCGCUGCUGUUAGCAUCCUAGGAUUUCAUUACCCUGGUACAUAUGUGACUAACUACACUACUGAGACAAGAAAGACCCUUUGGUCCAGUGAAGACUACAGUACAAAAAAUGAUAAUGUAGGAGCAGGAUGCUGGGCAAGGAUAUUGAAUCAGAACUAUGUGAAUGGAAAUAUGACGAGUACAAUAUCAUGGAACCUGAUUGCCAGCUAUUAUGGAUCUUUACCAUACGGUCGUUGUGGGUUAAUGACCGCUGAAGAACCGUGGUCUGGUAACUAUGAGGUGGACGGUCCUAUCUGGAUUACUGCCCACACCACCCAGUUUUCUUUGCCAGGCUGGAAGUAUUACUUACGAGGAUCAGGAUCAGGUCAUUUAAAGCAGGGAGGGAGCUAUGUUAGUCUUACUGAUAGCAAUAACCUCACUAUCAUCAUAGAAACAAUGACUCAUGAUCAUUCAAAAUGUAUUCGGCCAUCCUUGCCACCUUACACUGUACAAAGACAGACUGCUACCUUCACCUUGAAAGGCAUGUUUGCUUCUAUAAAGUCUCUUAAUGUGUUCUACUCAAAGCCUGGCUAUGGAGGAAAUUCUUCAGUAUAUUUUUCAAAGAAAAGCCCUAUUCAGGUUAUGAAUGGUCAGUUUAAUAUAACCCUUGACCCUGAUGAAAUCUACACGCUGACAACCCUGACCAAUGGAAUGAAAGGAAAAUACCCUGACCCUCCCCCGUCAAAGCCCUUUCCCACCAAAUACACAGAUAAUUUUGAUGAAUAUCCAGUGUACAGCGAGGCCAACUUUUUCACAGACCAGGCUGGGUGCUUUGAAAUCCGAGAUUCGGGAAACAUUAGUCACAACAAUGUAAUGCAACAAGUAGCAACCUCAUUUCCAGUGAGUUGGUGCUCUGAGGCCCAUCACCCGAUCGCAGUGAUUGGAAAUCACACAUGGCGUGAUGUUAGCUUCAGCAUUGAUUUAAAUGUACCAUCUUUAUCUGGUGCCAUCCUUGCUGUUCGUGUGGAUGUCGGUGGGUGUCAGACCACUGGAUCAGAGGGAAUCUUCUUCUGGAUCGGUGGUAGUGGCAAAUAUAAUGUUACCUCUGAUAUGGAAGGUAGAAGUGUUGUGAAGACUGGUACAGCACCCACGAUUGGAAACACUUGGGCCAGAGUUCAGCUAACCGUCAUCGGUGGAGAAGCUAAAGGCUCAAUAAAUGGAGUUCAGGUAUUUGACUGGGACAACAUUCCAGCAGUACUGCCACAUCAUGGAUGGAUUGCUAUAGGAACAUCAGACUAUUCUCCAGUUCAAUUUGAUAACUUUGCCAUUAAUUCUGCUUCUUGAUAUGAAAGAAAGAUAGGAAUAUUAGAUUAUUCUGAAGUUUCAAUUUGAUAACUUUGCCAUUACUUCUGCUUCUUGAUGUGAAAGAAAGAAAGAUUAGAACAUCAGACUAUUCUCCAGUUCAAUUUUAUAACUUUGUCAUUAAUUCUGCUUCUUGCUAUG